Messenger RNA from Tinamus guttatus (white-throated tinamou), 840 nucleotides. Lineage: Eukaryota; Metazoa; Chordata; Aves; Tinamiformes; Tinamidae. The record is from RefSeq and is a predicted model, not a curated record.
CUGGUGGCCAGGGUGGGUGGCCAAGUCCUGGCCACUCUUCCCAACCUGUUUCCCCAGCCAGGUGCCGAGGAGCCCCCGCACCGUGGAGCUGCCACCAUGCAGCACCGAGGGCCCAGCGGCAUCAACCAGCUCGGGGGGCUCUUCGUGAACGGCCGCCCGCUGCCCGUCUGCAAGAGGCAGAGGAUCGUGGAGCUGGCGGCGCGCGGCCUGCGCACGGCGGACAUCUCCCACAGCCUGCAGGUCUCCACUGGCUGUGUCAGCAAGAUCCUGGGCCGCUUCUACCGCACGGGAGCCGUGGGGCCCAAGGCGAUGGGGGGCAGCCGGCCGCGCGCCGCCACCCCCGCCGUGGUGGCCAGGCUCGUGCAGCUCAAGCAGCAGCAGCCGUCGCUCUUCGCCCGGGAGAUCCGCUGCAAACUGCAGGCCGAGGGCCUCUGGGCCGGCAGCCGCGUGCCCAGCGUCUCCUCCAUCAACCGGGUGCUGAGGAACCUGCAGAGCCACCAGCAGCUCCUGUCCUUUGCCAGGGACCCGCUGCCGCUGGGCUGCUGCUUUCCAAUUGGACCUAGAGCCGAUGUCCCCAUGGAGACCCCGCGCCCAUACCCGGACACACACCCCCGGGAGAGGCUGGCCAGAGCCACGCAGCUCCCGGAUGCCACCAUCAGGGUCUGGUUCUCCAACAGAAGAGCCAAGUGGCGCCGGGAGGCCAAGCAGUGGCUGGAGGCCAGGAGUGGAGGAACCUGGUGCGAGUGGCUCCUGCCCCCCGUGGCCAUGGGCCCACCGGCCGUCGCCACCUUGUGCCCUCCUGCUGCCGCCUUCCCCGUGCAGGUAGGACCCGGCUCCUAG